Molecule: messenger RNA, 3860 nt
Organism: Cavia porcellus (domestic guinea pig)
Lineage: Eukaryota; Metazoa; Chordata; Mammalia; Rodentia; Caviidae
Gene: Znf25
Product: zinc finger protein 25
Exons: 6
Coding region: 287-1657 (456 amino acids)
Biological process (GO): regulation of DNA-templated transcription
Source: RefSeq, a predicted model, not a curated record
UCCCGAGCAGAGGCCCCGCUGCCAGCAAGGCAGCCUCGCGCGGGGUCUUCUGGGAGGCCGCGAGCUCUGCGCGUGCGCGACGCCCCCGCCCUGGGCUAGGCUUUGUCCGGCGCCCCGGGGGCUCACGGCUGCUCCGGUGUCAAAGGAGCCGCCGGGGCAGGGCGGUGGCCGAGGGAGCCUAGGCUCUGCAGGUGUGUCCGAGGCCCCUGCCGCAGGCUGCCAGCGAGGGGACAGCUUUCCCUGUUCUGGCCUCAUAGUUUCUACCCUUUCCCAAGAUCAGCAAAAAAUGAACAAGUUCAAAGGACUUGUGACAUUAAAGGAUGUUACCGUGGAAUUCACCAAGGAAGAGUGGCAAUUACUGACUCCUGCUCAGAAAGCCCUGUACAAGCAUGUGAUGCUGGAGAAUUACAGACAGUUGGUCUCAAUAGGUUACCGUGUGAGUAAGUCAAAUGUGAUCCUGAAGCUGAAGCAAGGAAAAGAGCCGUGGAGACAGGAAGUGAAACUUCCACGUCGCAAGGCCUCUGAAAACCUGGGGAAUAUCCAUGAUCCUGGAGCACGUAACCCAGAAAAGCCAGCUGGUAAUUCAAGGCCUGGAGAACUCAAAAAACUUCAGAAAACUCGUCACCAAAUAGAAAGCUAUGAAUGUAAUGAAUGUGGAAAGACCUUCUGCCAGAAGGCUGCCUUCGUAGUACAUCAAAAUACCCACUUAGAGAACAAGUCCUACGACUGUAGUAAAUGUGGGAAAUCCUUUUCUAAAAAUGAAGACCUCACGGUACAUCAGAAAAGUCACACGAGAGAUAAAACCUAUGAAUGUAAAGAAUGUAAGAAGAUCUUCUACCACCUGUCAUCUCUUAGUAGACAUCUAAGAAUUCAUGCAGGGGAAAAACCUUAUGAAUGCAAUCAGUGUGAGAAAUCCUUCUACCAGAAGCCACACCUCAUGGAGCACCAAAAAACACACACAGGGGAGAAACCUUUUGAGUGUACUGAAUGUGGGAAGUUCUUCUAUGUGAAGGCAUACCUCAUGGUGCAUCAGAAAACACACACAGGGGAGAAACCCUUUGAGUGUAAGGAAUGUAAGAAAACAUUCUCGCAGAAGUCACACCUCACAGUACAUCAGAGAACACACACAGGGGAGAAACCCUAUAAAUGUAAGGAAUGUGGGAAGUUAUUCUCUAGGAAUUCACACCUCAAAACCCAUCAGAGAACUCAUACAGGAGAGAAACCCUAUGAAUGUAAGGAAUGUGGCAAAUGCUUCUUCCAGAAGUCAGCCCUCACAGUACAUCAGAGAACUCACACAGGGGAGAAGAACUUUGAAUGUAAUAAAUGUGGCAAACACUUUUUCUAUAAAUCAGACCUCACUAAACAUCACAGAAAACACACAGGGGAGAAGCCCUAUGAAUGUACAGAAUGUGGUAAAUCUUUCUCUGUGAAUUCAGUCCUCAGAUUACACGAGAGGACUCACACAGGAGAGAAGCCCUAUGAAUGCAAGGAAUGUGAAAAAUUCUUUUCUCAGAAAUCACAUUUUAUUGUACAUCAGAGAAAACACACAGGAGAGAAACCCUAUAAAUGUAAAGAAUGUGGGGACUCCUUUAUCCAGAAGUCACAACUCACAGCACAUCAGAAGACACAUAAACAGAAGCAGAAAGCUGACAAAUAGUAUGAGUGAGGAAUAUCUGUCUGAAUUCAUCCUUCAGCAUAACCACAUAGUUCACGAGAGAAAACAGAUGCAUAUCAUUAAGAAGGAAAACUUUUUAACUACACUUUUUCCUUGAGGAAUAUCAGCAAAUGCACAGAGAAAAAAAUUCUACACAUUUAUUAAGGAGAAGUUUUUACCACAUGGUAGUCUUGACUGAAUAUCAAACAAUAUAGAUGGCAGAAAUUACAAAUUGUAACACAUGAAGAAAACUUUUACUUCAGGAGUCAUACUUCACAACAUAGAAAUCACACAGGAGAAAAAUUCUUAAAAUGAUUGUCAGGUUUUCUCUCAAGACAGCCAACACUGUGCAUCCAAAAGCUCACAUGUGUGAGAGAUUCCUGAGGGCAUCCUGAGUAUCCUGAAGUCUUUUUACACAAAUUGCUCUCAUAUGUUAGAAAAUUCAACAGAGAUAACUGCAAAGAUUGCAGCAAGUAUAUGUCUUUAUCAAGAGUUGAUAUUCAUUGAAUGUCAUAUCAAUGUUUGGAUAAUACCUUUAUAGAUAUUUGAAAGAUUUUCACCAAAAAGGAAAAGAAUUUGCACUGAGGGAAGCAUUUAUAUUCUUAAGUCAUUUUACAAAUUCCAAGGUUGCAUUUUCUUUUUUAAAGAAACCUGAAAAUGUCUACAUAUGUAAAAUUUUUUAAAAGCCAAAAUGAGUAAUCAGGCAACAUCAUUGAAUACAUAUAAAGAGUUUUAGUGUAGGGCUUAUGUAUGUGAAUAUGCUACCAAAUGUAACUCGUAGAUGUUUGACAUGCAUGUGAACCCUUCCCUAGCUGUGUAUAGUACAGCAUGUCACCUUAGUUCAGUAGCUGUUACCUGUAGGAAGAUGUGACCUGUUGUCUCACAGGUGACCUGUUGUUAAUAUGUACUGUCGUGCAAUACUCUUUAAAUUAUGAUGUAUAUAUUCUGCCUUCUUCUUGGCACUUGUUAAUGGAUCUAUACAUUGAUACUGACCUAACUCUUUGAAAUGGAGCUAAAAUGUUUUUGUCAAAUGUUCAGCUCUGUGGAAAGCCAAAUUUUGAAUUAAGGACAUUUAUUUUUGCAAAUGCACAAGCUGCUUUUGAAGCAGCUGAAAAUAGUAAAAUUAUUGCACUCUACAAAAUAAAAACUGAGUGCUAUGCAAGAAACAUUUCUCUUACCUUACUGUUGAUGUCUGAGCAGGGCAUAAGAGCUAUCUGUGUUUUUUUCUGUAUGAGUCCUAAAUGUUCUUCCCUGCCUUUUUCAUAGUUGAAGCAACGUAGCAUCAUAAAGUACAAACUCUGGACUCCUACUGCCUUUGUCAAAAUGCCAGCGUGGGGUGGGCCACUCAUCCCCUCUGUGCCUCAGUUCCUUUUCUGUAAGAGUAGCGUUACUUAUAUCAUAGGAUUGCUUUGAGAUUGGAAUGAGUUAAUAUGUUUAAAGUACUUAGGAACAGUGUCUCAGACUCAAGAUAUUAUUAAAUAUUAUAAUUUUUAACUUACAUGUCCUGAAUUACUCUGCCAAAAAAUGGUAAGCAAAUAUUAUCUCACUUUAUUGCUGCUAGUGCCUUGACUUUUUUCUUUUUCUUUUUUACUUUUUUUCAAGUAAUUCAGAAGUAGAACCUGGCUGGGCUAGGACAGGGACUAACAAACUAGAGUCCAUCAACUACAUCUGCUCCAGAGCCCAUGUUGUAGCCUACAAGCUGAUUAUAAUUUUUAUUACUAAAUGGUUGAAAAUUAAAGAAUAUUUUGUGGCAUAUUAAAAUUAUACUCAAAUGUCAGUGUUCAUAAAUAAGGUGUUUUGGGAAAACUCACCCAAACCCUAUUUCUUUAUGGUUUGCCCAUGACUGCCUUUACACUACAUCAGCAGAGUUGAGUAGUUGUGACAGAGACCAAAUGGAACACAGAGCCCAAGAUAUUAAACAUGGCACUUUACAAAGUAAGUUUUCUGUUACCUAGAGCUGAAAACAUUGUAGCCACUUACAAGUAUACUUUUAUAAACCUCAUGUGUUUUAGCAAUGAUGCACACAGUAAUUUGUGGGCUGGUAGUUUGUGCAGUAUAUUUAUUUUAUGCAGUAUAUUUAUAUGUUAAAAGCUUACACUUAGAAGUAUUUUUUCAAUGAAAUGUGUUUUUUACUUGAAUUGUAAUAUCAAAACAAAAAGCUUUUGGUGCAGUGUAACAUAUAUGAAAUAAAGUUAUUUAAAUGAAA